Molecule: messenger RNA, 960 nt
Organism: Verticillium dahliae VdLs.17
Lineage: Eukaryota; Fungi; Ascomycota; Sordariomycetes; Glomerellales; Plectosphaerellaceae
Product: phytanoyl-CoA dioxygenase family protein
Exons: 1
Coding region: 1-960 (319 amino acids)
Source: RefSeq, a predicted model, not a curated record
AUGGCUGCAGAAGAUGCCACCAAUGUUCCCGGCGGUCUCACCCCGGCUCAGCUCGACCAGUUUCAUCGCGAUGGCUUCCUCAUCCUCCCUCAGGCCUUGGACCCCUCCACUGUCGCCGCCUGCCUCGAGGAGACACACAGCCUGCUCGUGAACUUCUCUCUUCAAGAUCAUCCCAUGACUCGUUUCUCGACUGGCCAGGAAGGUGCUGAUCAUGUUGGCGACGACUACUUUCUCUCCUCGGGCGAUAAGGUGCGCUUUUUCUUCGAGGAAGACGCCUUCGGGCCCGACGGAAAGCUCGCCAAGCCCAAAGCUCGCGCUGUCAACAAAAUUGGCCACUAUCUGCACGAACUCUCGCCGCCCUUCCGCGCCAUCUCAUCUCCCGCUCCUGGUGCCGGCCAACCUGUCGACCCCGGGGCCGUGGCACGCUCCCUCGGCUUCCAAGACCCCAGGUGCCUGCAGAGCAUGGUCAUCUGCAAGCAGCCCGAGAUUGGAGGCGCCGUGCCGCCGCACCAGGACUCAACCUUUUUGUACACAGAUCCCCCUUCUGCCGUCGGCUUCUGGUACGCCCUCGAGGACGCGACGCUGGAGAACGGCUGCUUGAGCUUCCUGCCUGGAUCGCACAAGUGGGCGCCCGUAAAAGAGAGGCUUGUGCGGAAGAAGGUGGGCGGUAAAGACGUGGGCACCGAGAUGGUGGCGAACAAGGGACCCGUCUUCCCGCCUGGUUCGGACUACGUCGAGAAGAAGGACCAGGACGGGGAGUACGUCCCCGGAGAGGUCAAGGCGGGUGAUCUCGUACUGAUCCACGGCAACCUGCUGCACAAGAGCGAGCGGAACACGAGCCAGAAGGGGCGGAUUAUCUACACGUUCCACAUCAUCGAGCAGGGCGGCCCGGUCUACGAUGAGAGGAACUGGUUGCAGCCCCCGGAGCAGGGUUUCACGAAGCUGUCUGCCUCGGCGUAG